AUGCCAAAGAAUAAAGGAAAGGGAGGUAAAAACAGAAGGAGAGGAAAGAAUGACAACGAAGGAGAAAAAAGAGAAUUAUUAUACAAGGAAGAAGAUCAAGAAUAUGCUCAAGUUUUAAGAAUGUUGGGUAAUGGUAGAUUAGAGGCUCAUUGUUUUGAUGGUGUCAAAAGAUUGUGUCAUAUUAGGGGUAAAAUGAGAAAAAGGGUAUGGAUUAAUUCGGGUGAUAUUAUUUUAGUGUCCUUAAGAGAUUACCAAGACAGCAAAGCUGAUGUUAUAGCAAAAUAUACUCCUGAUGAAGCCAGAAGUUUGAAGGCUCAUGGAGAAUUACCAGAAACAGCGAAAAUAAAUGAAACAGAUAUUUUUGAUGACGAUGGACAAAAUGGAGUGGAAUUUUUAGAUGAUGAAUCUGAUGAAGAAGCUCAAGAAGAGAUGAACAACGCAAGAAGACUUGAUAUAGAAGAUAUAUAA
Messenger RNA from Plasmodium adleri (nom. inval.), 468 nucleotides. Its product is annotated as translation initiation factor eIF-1A, putative. The record is from RefSeq and is a predicted model, not a curated record. The transcript is spliced from 6 exons. Gene Ontology annotation, biological process: translational initiation. The coding region runs from base 1 to 468 and encodes 155 amino acids. Gene Ontology annotation, molecular function: RNA binding; translation initiation factor activity. NCBI's taxonomy places the organism in Eukaryota, Apicomplexa, Aconoidasida, Haemosporida, Plasmodiidae. Gene Ontology annotation, cellular component: cytoplasm.